AUGAACAAUUCAGGCGAGUCGCCUAGUUCUGAUGGAUCAAUUGCUGUGGUUGAUCAUCAACCAACUAGUCCCGCUGCAUCGGCUGAUGAUUGGAGUGUAUGCAGUGAGAAGAAUUAUGUUGAGGAGAUUAGUUCAACCAACGGUGAUGAUGAGCAAACCGGACCAUUGACUCCACGCCCCAAAGACGAUGGCGACGAUAAAGAGAAGGAAAAGAAGGAGGACAACUGGGUGGAUUGGGAUGAAUAA
This is a messenger RNA of Strongylus vulgaris, 246 nucleotides long. The record is from the annotation of a GenBank genome assembly. NCBI's taxonomy places the organism in Eukaryota, Metazoa, Nematoda, Chromadorea, Rhabditida, Strongylidae.